GCUCCGGCCACUGGGCCAUGGUCCCCUCCGUCUGCCAGGGCGGGGUCGGACACUCACCCAGUUGCAGGUGCGAGCACUAUGGGGUGGCGCGGGGUCGCGAACCGUGGCCGUGGACUUAGGCAGCAGGUGAAUCCUGAAAGGCAAGGAGAAGGUAGCAGAGAAAGUGGCAAGCGCAAUUGCAGAGAAGUGAGAGAGUGCGUUGAGUAACUACAAAUAACUUACUGUGGAUGGAGUGAAAAGAUGAAAUGUGAGUUAGCAACAAAGCAAGGCCAAAUCUUAAAGAAAAUUAGAAAUAUCCUCUGGAAAACUGGCCAGAUUUGCAGAUGGCUCUGCUAUAGUACAGGUGACACUGCAGUGAUGGUCACAGCGGUCAGUAAAACAAAACCUUCACCUUCCCAGUUCAUGCCUUUGGUGGUUGACUAUAGACAGAAGGCUGCUGCAGCAGGUAGAAUUCCCACAAACUAUCUUAGAAGAGAGAUUGGAUCUUCUGAUAAAGAAAUUCUUACAAGUCGAGUAAUAGAUCGUUCAAUUAGACCUCUCUUUCCAGCAGGCUACUUUUAUGAUACACAGAUCCUUUGUAAUCUGUUAGCAGUAGAUGGUGUUAAUGAACCUGAUGUCCUAGCAAUUAAUGGUGCUUCUGUAGCCCUCUCAUUAUCAGAUAUUCCUUGGAAUGGACCUAUUGGGGCAGUACGAAUAGGAAUGAUUGAUGGAGAAUGUGUUGUUAACCCAACACGAAAAGAAAUGUCUUCCAGUACUUUAAAUUUAGUGGUUACUGGAGCACCUAAAAGUCAGAUUGUCAUGUUGGAAGCCUCUGCAGAGAAUAUUUUACAGCAGGACUUUUGCCAUGCUAUCAAAGUGGGAGUAAAAUAUACACAACAAAUAAUUCAGGGCAUCCAGCAGUUGGUAAAAGAAAUUGGUGUUACCAAGAGGACACCUCAGAAGUUAUUUGUUCCUUCGCCAGAGAUUGUGAAACACGCUCAUAAACUCGCCAUGGAAAAACUCUACGCAGUUUUUACAGAUCAUGAACAUGAUAAAAUUUCCAGAGAUGAAGCCGUUAACAAGAUUAGAUUAGAUACAGAGGAACAACUAAAAGAAAAAUUUCCAGAAGUUGAUUCCUAUGAAAUAAUAGAAUCCUUCAAUGUUGCUGCAAAGGAUGUUUUUAGAAGUAUUAUUUUGAAUGAAUACAAAAGGUGUGAUGGUCGAGAUUUGACUUCACUUAGGAAUAUAAAUUGUGAGGUAGAUAUGUUUAAAAUUCUUCAUGGAUCAUCAUUAUUUCAAAGGGGACAAACACAGGUGCUAUGUACUGUUACAUUUGAUUCAUUAGAAUCCAGCAUUAAAUCAGACCGAAUUAUAACAGCUAUAAAUGGGAUAAAAGAUAAAAAUUUCAUGCUUCACUAUGAGUUUCCUCCCUACGCAACUAAUGAAAUUGGCAAAGUCACUGGUGUAAAUAGAAGAGAACUUGGGCACGGUGCGCUUGCUGAGAGAGCUUUGUAUCCUGUUAUUCCUAAAGAUUUUCCUUUCACCAUAAGAGUCACAUCUGAAGUACUAGAGUCAAAUGGAUCAUCUUCUAUGGCAUCUGCAUGUGGUGGAAGUUUAGCUUUAAUGGAUGCAGGAGUUCCAAUUUCAUCUGCUGUCGCAGGUGUGGCGAUAGGAUUGGUCACCAAAAACAAUCCUGACAAGGGUGAAAUAGAAGAUUAUCGUUUGCUGACAGAUAUUCUGGGGAUUGAAGAUUACCAUGGUGACAUGGAUUUCAAGAUAGCCGGCACUACUAAGGGAAUAACUGCAUUACAGGCUGACAUUAAAUUACCUGGAAUACCAAUAAAAAUUGUAAUGGAGGCCAUUCAGCAAGCCUCAGUGGCAAAGAAGGAGAUAUUACAGAUUAUGAACAAAACUAUUUCAAAACCUCGAGCAUCUAGAAAAGAAAAUGGACCUGUUGUAGAAACUGUUCAGGUUCCAUUAUCAAAACGAGCAAAAUUUAUUGGACCAGGUGGAUAUCAUUUAAAAAAACUUCAAGCUGAAACAGGAGUAACUAUUAGUCAGGUGGACGAAGAAACAUUUUCUAUAUUUGCACCAACACCCAGUGCCAUGCAUGAAGCAAGAGACUUCAUUACCGAAAUCUGCAAAGAUGAUCAAGAGCAGCAAUUAGAAUUUGGAGCAGUAUAUACCGCCACAAUAACUGAAAUCAGAGACACUGGAGUAAUGGUUAAACUAUAUCCAAAUAUGACUGCAGUACUACUUCAUAACACACAACUUGAUCAACGAAAGAUUAAACAUCCCACUGCUUUAGGUUUAGAAGUUGGCCAAGAAAUUCAGGUGAAAUACUUUGGACGUGAUCCAGCUGAUGGAAGGAUGAGGCUUUCUCGGAAAGUGCUCCAGUCUCCAGCUACAACUGUUGUCAAAACUUUAAGUGACAGAAGCAGUAUUGUAAUGGGAGAAUCUAUUCCACAGUCAUCAUUUAAUUCUUCCCAGUGACUUUUUUUUUUUAAGAAUUCUAGAGUGAUACUCUGUAUAGCAAAAUUUCAGUAGUAUCUUCUAAUGUGUAGAUUUAUAUAUAAUAUAAAUGUAUUCUAAUGAUUUAUAUUAAAAUGCUCACUUUACGUGUUCCAUUUUUUAA
Molecule: messenger RNA, 2614 nt
Organism: Lagenorhynchus albirostris (white-beaked dolphin)
Lineage: Eukaryota; Metazoa; Chordata; Mammalia; Artiodactyla; Delphinidae
Gene: PNPT1
Product: polyribonucleotide nucleotidyltransferase 1
Exons: 29
Coding region: 241-2472 (743 amino acids)
Biological process (GO): mitochondrial RNA 3'-end processing; mitochondrial mRNA catabolic process
Cellular component (GO): cytosol; mitochondrion
Molecular function (GO): polyribonucleotide nucleotidyltransferase activity; 3'-5'-RNA exonuclease activity; RNA binding
Source: RefSeq, a predicted model, not a curated record